Molecule: messenger RNA, 650 nt
Organism: Diospyros lotus (date-plum)
Lineage: Eukaryota; Viridiplantae; Streptophyta; Magnoliopsida; Ericales; Ebenaceae
Product: sm-like protein LSM2
Exons: 3
Coding region: 147-428 (93 amino acids)
Biological process (GO): mRNA splicing, via spliceosome
Cellular component (GO): P-body; U6 snRNP; precatalytic spliceosome
Molecular function (GO): RNA binding
Source: RefSeq, a predicted model, not a curated record
CCUCCGACCAAACACGCCCCACGCCGACUAGGGUUAUUUUAGUAAAUAAUAAUGAACCCAUUUGAAGCAACUCGAGACGCUCUCCCACGUCAACAAGCUCGAGGGUUGGGGACUUCGAGCGCGCCCGGACAAUUUUCCCCUCAAACAUGUUGUUCUUCUCGUAUUUCAAGGACAUGGUGGGCAGGGAAGUGACAGUGGAGCUGAAGAACGAUCUGGCCAUCCGGGGAACUCUGCAUUCGGUUGAUCAGUACCUCAACAUUAAGCUUGAGAACACUAGGGUUGUUGAUCAAGACAAGUACCCCCACAUGCUCUCUGUGAGAAACUGCUUUAUCAGAGGAUCAGUGGUGAGAUAUGUUCAGUUGCCUGCAGAUGGAGUUGACAUCGAAUUACUUCAUGAUGCCACAAGAAGAGAAGCUCGCGGGGGCUGAAUAUCAAACUGACAUAACUACAUUUUACGGAUAUUAGAUGUAAUGCGUUCUGUAUUUGAAGUUGCUUGCUUUUUCUGUUCCAAUGACUUGGUGUUUUGGACUAGGUACUUUUGACUUGUGCAUUAUGAAAGAUGGUUAGUAUUAUCCCCAAAAAUUCCCACUUCCCCCUCUUAAUUGGGCUACACAAUAAUUAAUACGCUUUAAGUUGCUAUUGCAGCACAA